Messenger RNA from Musca vetustissima, 2832 nucleotides. RefSeq names its product coiled-coil domain-containing protein 39 (gene Ccdc39). The transcript has 9 exons. Gene Ontology annotation, cellular component: axoneme. Lineage: Eukaryota; Metazoa; Arthropoda; Insecta; Diptera; Muscidae. Gene Ontology annotation, biological process: cilium movement; cilium-dependent cell motility; inner dynein arm assembly. The annotation marks the transcript as partial. The record is from RefSeq and is a predicted model, not a curated record.
CCUCCCACUGCAAAAAUGGACGAUGAAGUGAUUCGCAAAGCCAUGCAGGCAAUGAAUUGGAAUUCACUGUCUGAAAUACCCAUGGCCAACGAUGAAAAUCGUUUACUUUUGAAUGAAAUCCGAUUGCUGCAGGAAAAGAAAGAGGAAACUUUGGAAUAUCAACAGCAAACAGAGGAACGUCUGAAGAAAUUACAUGAACAUUCGAAAAAUGCCGAAAUUACAAUCAAUCAUAAUUUGAAACUACUAAAUGCCUACCAAUCCGAUGUUCGAACCGAGGCUCAUCUUUACAAGAUCGCUAUGAGGGAAUAUUCGAAGUUAAAGGACGAUAUAAAAAAUUCCGACAAAGAAUGGAAUAAUUUCAAGAAAUAUAUGGAAAAUACGGAAAAGCAAAUGUCCAACUGUAAACAAAACAUUGAUAACCUUACAAAUCGCAUAAAAUGGGCCAAGACAGCCCUGAUCGAAUGGCGUAAGGCGAUGGAGGAUGGCAGUAAAGGUUAUCAACUUAUCGAAAUGUACUACAAGGAUGAUCAAAUGCGUGCCAAGCAACAGAAUCAGAAACGUGAAAAACUAAAUGCCGAAAUUGAUAAAUGCCGCCAGAAACUCAUACACAUGUAUGACGAACAGAAGACAUUGGAAUGCAAUUUAGAGUGUACGGCCAAUUUAUAUCGUACAGCCCAUGCUGAACGCCGAGCCAUGGUCGAUACAUGGAAAUUGGCUGCAAGUCAAAUGUCACAACGUGAAAAGGACAUACGCAAUAGUGAAAUGGCUUUAAUCGAUUUGCGUAAUAAGUCGCAGAAGACAGCACGAGAUCUAAAACAUAUGGACAAUAAGUUAAAUGAAAUCAUUGCAAAUAAUCGCGAAGUAGAAGCAGGUAUUGAGCAAUUGAAUUCCGAAACAUCUGAUAUGAAAGAUCAAAUGCAAAGACUCAUUGAUGCAGUGGCGUUGAAAACGAAUGAGGUGGAUCUUAUACAAAAAGAAUUACAAAAUCUUGCGAAUCGGGUCCAACAACAACGUACCGAAAAUCGUCGAAUUAUGAAAACAAAAGAAGAUCUUAUCAUAGAAAUGGAUAAUGCAGAAAAAAUUGUUGCAAAACUAGAAGAUCGUUUACGUUCUAUGUCCGAUAAAAAUAUGAGUGCACAACAACGUUUACAGACCCUGGAGGAUUUAAUGGACGUUGAGGACAGAGCUCAGAAAGCUGUUAAUAAAGAAACAGAUCGUAUAAAUGGUUUAAUCUAUCGUUCACAAUUACAAUUGGUUAAGUUUCGGGAAGAGGGUUUAGCAUUAUCGGUGGAUAAUCGUGGUAUAAUGUCAACAACAGCGGCAAUUCUAAAAAGCAUAGAUGCAACUGAGAAGGAUUUAAGAAAACAAACGGAAUGUAACUAUGAAUUGUCCUUUAAAAUCCUUCAGUUGGAACGACGCAUAUUACAUUUACAAGGCAGCUGUAUUGAUCCAGAAAUUGAACAACGGAACCAAUUUUAUUUAGCCGAGCUGGAGGAACGCCACACGAAAUUACAGAAAGGUGUGCAGGCCACUCAACAACAGAAUAAAAAACUAGAAGAUGAUAUGCGGAAACUCACUAUAACCUAUAAUAAAGACAUGGCUCAAUUGGAUGCAGUUAAUUUUAAAAUCAAAGAAGCCCAAGUCUAUUGCGAAGGUGGGCUAAAACGAAUCAAAGAAGAAAACAAACGUAAUCAGGAGCUGAUUGUUGAAUUAAGUAUUUUAAAAAUGCGUGCAAAUGAAUUUGAAGAAGAAAUUAACAAAUGCGAAGAUAGUGCCUAUAAUCUGGCUAAACAUCGAAUGCAUUUGAAUCGCACCAUAAAUGAUCGUAUGAUCGAAAUAAAAAGUCAAUUGGAUGUCUUGAAUUUAAAACGUAAACAUCAAAUGGAAGAGUUGAGUACACUGAAAGCAGAUAUAGCUGAGAGAAAGAAACAUAUUGAUGCAGUCAAGGCAAGGUUUGAAUUGACAACCAAAUUGUUGGGUGUCAAUGAAGAUGGGUCAAUAGUAACGGCAACCCAAUUGCGUGUGGAAACAGCACAAGAAAAACAAAUGCUUUUAGAUGAGGGCAAUGAACUAAACGAAAGGGUUCUUAAGGCGGAAAAGGAAAUCGAGGCAUUACAAAACACUUUGGCAUUGUUAAACAACAGUAAUGACGUCUAUAGGAAACAAAUGCAAAAAAUACAAGACGGAGAGGAAGCCAGUGCAGAGCUAAAGCUGUUACAAGUCAAUUAUUGUUCAUGUCUUAACACACUUAGAAAUCUGCGACAGGAAUAUCACGAAUUGGAACAAAAAACUCAGGAGGCAUAUAAAGAACGAGAUGAACUCGAUAGACUUCUAACAAAAGAAAAUAACAAGAAAUCUGAAAAUGCAGAUUUCCUAGUAAAAUUGCAAAAAGAAUUACAAGACCAAGCAAAUAAGCUAACACGGGCUGAACGUGAAUUGAAAACUGCAUUAAAGGCCAUAAAACAGAGGGCCAUUAGUGAAGAAUUUUUACGGUUGUUUGACCAAGAUUUGGAUUUAAGAGAGUUGGAGAAACGCAAUUUAAAUGUUCUUAAUCAAUUGGGUGAAAUAGCUUAUUCAGAUUUUGAGCUGGGACCAAAAGUAGCUCGACAAAUAUUAGAUCGUGGCCUGAAAAUGCCUCACAUGCUACAAAAAGCACGCAGCUCUGUGUCCUGGCGCAGUGAUACAUCUUUUGAUAUGAUGUCCUAUGCUUCUUCUAAAGAAAUGUUCACAUCACGAUCAUCCCAAUCGGAAAUGUCCGAGUUAAAACAAACAUCAUCAGCCCGAUUGAGUGUCGUUUCAUUAGAAUUGCCCGAUAAAAAUAAGUCAAAAUAA